AUGACCCAUCGAGGGGCUGUGGGUUCUGAUGCCCGUGAUGGUGAUGGAGCAGGUGUUAUGACAUCCAUUCCUCACAAAUUCUUUGUAAAGGAGUUUACAGGAUCGUCGGGAUUUGUUCUACCCCCGCAGGGCCAAUAUGCCGUCGGGAACCUGUUCUUCAAACCAAGUGAGGAGGUUCUCAUCGAGAGCAAGAAUACUUUCAUCGAACUCGCAGAUUCGUUGGGUCUUCGGGUGUUAGGUUGGCGAGAAGUUCCACGCGAUAGUGCUCUUCUGGGUCCGGCGGCGUUGUCUCGUGAACCCACGAUACUUCAACCCUUUGUCGUCCUGAGGAGCCGAUACGGGGAAGGAGAAAAGCCCGAAAAUACAGACGCUGAGAGCUUUGACGAGAAAUAUUUCGAACGGCAACUCUUCAUUCUGCGCAAAGUUAGCACGAAAAAGAUCGGUUUACACAAUUGGUUCUAUAUUUGCUCUCUGAGCAAUAAAAAUAUUGUAUACAAAGGUCAAUUGGCACCUGUACAAGUUUAUACCUAUUACCAUGACUUGGUUAACGUCGAUUAUGCCGUCCACUUUGCCCUCGUCCACUCUCGUUUCUCCACAAACACCUUCCCCAGUUGGGACCGCGCCCAGCCCCUACGGUGGGUAGCUCACAAUGGUGAGAUUAACACGCUGCGUGGUAACAAAAAUUGGAUGCGAGCACGUGAAGGCCAGAUGAAAUCUGCUAAGUUUGGAGAAGAGCUGGAGCAGUUAUACCCCAUCAUCGAGGAGGGGGGGUCCGAUUCUGCGGCGUUUGAUAACGUUCUUGAGCUGCUUACUAUAAAUGGUGUCCUUUCCCUACCGGAGACCAUUAUGAUGAUGGUUCCCGAAGCCUGGCAAGAUAAUGCUCUGAUGGACCCCAAGAAAGUGGCCUUCUAUGAAUGGGCUGCCUGCUUGAUGGAGCCUUGGGACGGCCCAGCAUUGUUUACUUUCGCGGAUGGGAGAUACUGUGGUGCUACAUUGGAUCGUAACGGCUUAAGGCCAUGUAGAUUCUACGUAACGGAUGACGACCGCAUUAUUUGUGCAUCCGAAGUCGGCACUAUCUUGAUCGAUCCAGAGCACAUUAUCCAGAAGGGUAGAUUGAAGCCUGGGAGGAUGCUUUUAGUAGAUACUGUGGAAGGGCGGAUAGUUGAUGAUAAGGAGCUGAAGAUGGGGGUGUCUUCUCGGUUCGAUUUCACUUCAUGGGUCGAAGAACAAUUACUCACCAUUAAGAAAGUAUAUAACCAGUUGGAGAGUUCGGGUGUUCGCCUUGAACCUUCAUUGGACGAUAAUAGCUUGCAAAAUGACCCCCGUUUGCUUGCCUUUGGGUACUCAUUCGAGCAGGUCAGCCUGAUUCUAGGACCGAUGGCUGCAGACUCUAAGGAAGCGCUUGGUUCCAUGGGUAAUGAUGCCCCAUUGGCUUGUCUAGCAAAACAGCCCCGUCUUUUGUACGAGUAUUUCCGUCAGCUUUUUGCGCAGGUCACAAACCCACCCAUCGAUCCAAUCCGUGAGGCCAUUGUCAUGUCUCUUGAAUGCUAUGUUGGGCCCCAGGGCAAUGUCCUCGAGAUGGGUCCAUCCCAAUGCCAUCGUCUGCUUCUCCCUUCACCGGUCCUUUCACCGAACGAGUUUAAUGCGUUGACGAGUAUCCAACAAGUUAACAAUAGCUGGACUGUUCACACCAUCGACAUCACAUUCCCCAAGGAACAGGGGGUGCCAGGGUACAUUAACGCUCUUGACGAGGUGUGCAUGCAGGCGAGCAAGGCGAUUGAGAAAGGUGACAAAGUGCUCGUUCUUUCCGAUCGUAACACUUCUGCCGAUCGUGUGCCAUUAUCAGCGCUUCUUGCCUGUGGUGGUGUCCACCACCACCUUGUGCGAAAUAGAAUGCGUUCCAAAAUUGCCCUAGUCAUUGAGACCGCUGAGGCAAGGGAGGUGCAUCACCUUUGUGUGCUUUUAGGAUACGGCGCGGACGCUAUUUGCCCCUAUCUUGCCAUGGAGUGUAUCUUGAAGAUGAAUCGCGAAAAGCUGAUUAGGGGAGGUCUUUCCGAUGAGAAAGUUGUGGACAAUUUCAAGCAUUCCUGUGAUGGCGGUAUCCUCAAGGUCAUGAGUAAAAUGGGUAUCUCGACUUUGCAGAGUUAUAAGGGUGCUCAGAUUUUCGAGGCAUUGGGUGUUGAUGAUUCUGUUGUUGACAGGUGCUUUACCGGAACUGCGACGCGUAUCAAGGGAAUCACGCUAGAUUUUAUUGCGCAAGAUGCCUUUGCUCUCCACGAGACCGGAUAUCCAAGCCGUAAGAUCGUUUCUAUCCCUGGGCUUCCCGAGACGGGUGAAUACCAUUGGCGCGAUGGUGGUGAAUCCCACGUCAACGACCCAGUCAGUAUUGCAAACAUCCAAGAUGCUGUCCGAACGAAGAACGACAAGUCUUACGAAGCAUAUUCCCUCUCGGAGUACGAACAAAUAAAAAACUGUACUCUGCGUGGACUAUUGGAUUUUGAUUUCUCUAGUUCAAAGCCAAUUCCAAUAGACCAGGUCGAACCUUGGACCGAAAUAGUUCGCCGUUUCUGUACAGGUGCCAUGUCUUAUGGAUCCAUCUCUAUGGAAUCGCACUCUACGCUUGCUGUAGCUAUGAAUAGGCUAGGAGGGAAGUCAAACACCGGUGAAGGUGGCGAGGAUCCUGAGAGAAGUCAGAUAUUAGAAAACGGGGACACCAUGAGAUCCGCUAUCAAGCAAGUCGCUUCUGGACGUUUUGGUGUCACAUCUCACUACUUGGCCGACUCGGAUGAGCUCCAGAUCAAAAUGGCUCAGGGAGCAAAGCCGGGAGAAGGUGGGGAGCUUCCCGGGCAUAAGGUCUCGCAAUCUAUUGCUCGCACCCGGCAUUCAACCCCUGGCGUGGGUCUCAUCUCUCCGCCGCCUCACCACGACAUCUACUCUAUCGAAGACUUGAAGCAGCUCAUUUACGAUUUGAAAUGUGCUAAUCCUCGAUCAAGGGUUUCGGUGAAGCUUGUAUCUGAGACUGGUGUUGGAAUUGUUGCCUCCGGAGUAGCCAAAGCCAAGGCUGACCACAUUCUCAUUUCCGGGCAUGAUGGUGGUACCGGUGCAUCUCGCUGGACUGGUAUUAAAUAUGCCGGAUUGCCCUGGGAACUUGGCCUGGCUGAGACACAUCAAACUCUAGUCUUAAACGACUUGCGUGGUCGUGUCAUUGUGCAAACUGAUGGACAGCUGCGUACCGGACGUGAUGUUGCGAUUGCAUGUCUCCUUGGUGCAGAAGAGUGGGGUUUCGCGACAACACCCCUCAUCGCCAUGGGAUGUAUUAUGAUGAGAAAAUGCCAUUUGAACACUUGCCCUGUUGGUAUCGCCACCCAAGAUCCUGAGCUGCGAAAGAAGUUCACCGGUACCCCCGAGAACGUUAUUAAUUUCUUCUACUACGUUGCCAACGAGCUCCGCGCCAUCAUGGCAAGACUAGGUUUCAGAACCAUCAAUGAAAUGAUCGGUCGUUCGGAGAAACUUCUCGUAAGAAGAGAUCUUAUGACUGAGAAAACGAAUAACAUUGACUUGUCUCUGAUAUUAACGCCCGCUCAUACACUUCGCCCUGGUGUUGCUACAUAUAACGUCAGGAAACAGGAUCACCGUCUGCACGUACGACUCGACAAUAAAUUGAUUGACGAAUCGGAGUAUACCCUAGAGAAAGGUAUUCCCACUCGCAUCGAGUCCGAUAUAGUCAACACGGAUCGCGCACUUGGUGCCACACUUUCCUAUCGAAUCAGUCGAAAGAUGGGGGAGGCGGGUUUAGAGCCAGACUCUGUCCAUGUCAAUCUUAGAGGGUCAGCCGGUCAAUCGUUUGGAGCCUUCCUUGCUCCUGGGGUUACACUCGAACUCGAGGGUGAUGCCAACGACUAUGUUGGAAAAGGGUUAUCCGGUGGUCGCGUCGUCAUUUACCCUCCCAGAAACGCCACCUACAAAGCUGAGGAGAACAUUAUUGUCGGUAAUGUGUGUCUUUAUGGCGCUACUGCUGGUCAAUGUUUCUUUCGCGGCGUUGCUGCCGAGCGUUUCGCCGUCAGGAACUCGGGUGCAACUGCUGUCGUUGAGGGUGUUGGAGAUCACGGAUGUGAGUAUAUGACAGGAGGUCGGGUCAUCAUUUUGGGCGAGACCGGUCGUAACUUUGCAGCCGGAAUGUCUGGAGGUAUCGCUUAUGUUCUCGAUAUAAAGCAGAACUUUGCCUCUAAGGUCAACAUGGAAAUGGUUGAGCUCUCCGGCGUUGAAGAUGCUCAUGAAAUCUCCUGGGUUAGAGGCCUUGUCGAAGACCAUUACCAAUUCACCGGCUCCGAACUAGCCAAACGGAUCCUCCUUGAUUACCGCAGGGCUCUUCCUAGAUUCAGUUCUGGAAGAGGAAGCACGAAAAUCGAAGGUCUCCCAAUACCCAUUAGGUCUACUUCCCGGCAACCCGGAGGAGGUAGACAAGCACAAGCAUGUGGCUGCUAUGACUGA
Molecule: messenger RNA, 4491 nt
Organism: Tuber melanosporum (Perigord truffle)
Lineage: Eukaryota; Fungi; Ascomycota; Pezizomycetes; Pezizales; Tuberaceae
Exons: 6
Coding region: 1-4491 (1496 amino acids)
Molecular function (GO): glutamate synthase activity
Source: RefSeq, a predicted model, not a curated record